AUGAAUACGCGUCAGAGCUACGCACCCACUCCCCACAGCUACGUCCCCAACACGAACCUGUCAGCGACCAUCAACCUCGAUGAAGAGGUGACACUCACCACCACCCGCGCCGAGCGCGACCUCCAGGACUCCCUGGGCGAGCUCUUCAGCAUCAUCGUCACGCUGGACCAGCUGGAAAAGGCCUUCCUCAAGGAUGCCAUCCCCGAGGCCGAGUACACGGACAUUUGCGAGCGCUCGCUGAGGCAGUACAAGGCGCUGCUGGCGGACGAGACGAUUGCCGCCGAGUUCCGGGACCUGGAGGACUUUAAGGCCAAGUGGGAGCUCGACGUCCCCCGCGCAACCGAGCGUCUCCGCGUCGGCAUGCCCUCCACAACCGUCACCGCAUCCUCCUCAGCGCCCUCCUCGUCGACCCCAGGCGGCGGCGGCGGCGGCGGCGGCAGCGCCGCGAACAACCCCAGCGGCGUGCUCAUCCUCGAGGCGACGCAGGAGUUCAUCACCUUCCUCGACGCCGUCAAGCUCGGCCUGCUGUCCAAGGACCAGCUGCACCCGCUGCUGUCGGACGUGAUCCAGUCCGUCAACCGCGUCACCGACAAGGACUUUGACAACAGGGGCAAGAUCGUGCAGUGGCUCAUCACCCUCAACCAGAUGAAGGCGUCGGACGAGCUGAGCGAGCAGCAGGCGAGGGAGCUGGAGCUGGAUAUCCAGCAGGCGUACCAGGGGUUCAGGCGGACGCUGACGUGA
Molecule: messenger RNA, 741 nt
Organism: Trichoderma citrinoviride
Lineage: Eukaryota; Fungi; Ascomycota; Sordariomycetes; Hypocreales; Hypocreaceae
Product: ESCRT-1 complex, Vps28 subunit
Exons: 3
Coding region: 1-741 (246 amino acids)
Biological process (GO): protein transport to vacuole involved in ubiquitin-dependent protein catabolic process via the multivesicular body sorting pathway
Cellular component (GO): ESCRT I complex
Molecular function (GO): protein-containing complex binding
Source: RefSeq, a predicted model, not a curated record